AUGCUUUUCCUCCCAGCUGCUGCUCUGUGCUGUCUGUGUUCAGCGCUGGUUGCCAUGGCAGCACAGCUGAUUCAGGACGAUUUAACAUUGACCAGGAGAGUUGAUGGAGACGUCUCCUUCAGCUGUCGAGGAACUGACCAGUGUGACAGUAGUUAUUAUUCAUACUGGUACCAGAAGAAAGACACAGAAACAUUCAAAAGAAUUCUGUACUUUGACCAUGACAAUUGUAACAUAGGUGGCAGGUUCGAUCAUCCUCAGAAAAAUGAUUUCUCAGUUGUGAAUAAUCAGAACGGCUGUGAGUUGAAGAUCCAGACAGUUAAACUCCUUCAUUCAGCCACCUACUACUGCUCCUGUUAUAAGAGAAACAGAUACUUCACCUUUCUCUCAGGAACUAAACUGGUUGUAACAGAUGAGCAGGUAGUGAAGCCCGUGGUGAGCGUGUACCCAGCAGCAUCCAGAGCCCACCUGGAGGGGAGGAGCUCCCUGCUGUGUGUGGCCUCAGCCAUGUUUCCUCCUCUGGUCCGCUUCUCCUGGAAAAGACGAAGGCAAGAUCAGGUGGAGCAGCUCCCUGCUGAGGGAGAGCAGCUGGAGCUCACAGAGUCGGGAUGCACCGCCACCAUCUUGCCGCUUGAUCGGGACGCUCUCGACACGUAUGAAUACCGCUGCACCGUCCAGCACGAGGGGGGCACAGUGGAGGGCCAAACAGAACAAGCUGCAGUUCAAACAACAAGCAGAAGCAUCACCACCACAUCCAGCGCACCACCUACCUCCAUCGUAACGCAGCCUGAAGCAGCUGCAGUUCAAACAACAAACAUCAGCAACACCACAUCCAGCAAAUUGCCCAACUCCAUUGUAACGCAGCGUCAAGCAGUGUCCUUCCAGUCUCAGUGCAGGGUGAAGCUGCUCUGUGUGCUCUACACAGUGCUGAUAGUGAAGAGUCUGGUGUACUGCUGUGGACUCUCUCUGCUGAGGAUCCUCUGAAACAAGGGACCGUCCACCAGCUGCUCACAUGCUGACUGACUGUUUCCUGCUCGCCUUUUCUCACCAUCACAUCUCAUCAGUUCGUCUCAUUGAUCACUUUGAUCAGCAGCCACAAAUGUCAAUGUUCAUGUUUUGUGGUUGGUGGUAAAAUGAAUCUUUUGAUGCACAGGUUAGAUUCAGUCAUCCUACAUAUAUAAAUACAUAUAUACACAUAUAUAUCUGCAGUGACUGAGUAUAAAUUCUGUGGUAUAGUGUUAUUUUCAUCCUCUAGUUUAUUUCCACUUUGAAUUGUGACUUGUAUAAUAAUAGAACAUGAAGCUGAAUCAUUAGCUGUCUGCUAGAUAUUUGAUUGUUUUAGUAUUUGUCUCUUCUUGUCUUUCUUUUUAAUACAUUAUGCAGAGUGUGGCA
This is a messenger RNA of Acanthopagrus latus (yellowfin seabream), 1389 nucleotides long. RefSeq lists its product as uncharacterized. Bases 1 to 981 code for a protein of 326 amino acids. The record is from RefSeq and is a predicted model, not a curated record. Lineage: Eukaryota; Metazoa; Chordata; Actinopteri; Spariformes; Sparidae. The transcript is spliced from 7 exons.